Messenger RNA from Besnoitia besnoiti, 891 nucleotides. RefSeq names its product putative vacuolar protein sorting-associated protein 26. Lineage: Eukaryota; Apicomplexa; Conoidasida; Eucoccidiorida; Sarcocystidae. The record is from RefSeq and is a predicted model, not a curated record. Gene Ontology annotation, cellular component: endosome; retromer complex. Gene Ontology annotation, biological process: intracellular protein transport; retrograde transport, endosome to Golgi. Bases 1 to 891 code for a protein of 296 amino acids. The transcript is spliced from 9 exons.
AUGCUGGCGACUCUGUUUGGCAGCGUCUGCUCGGUCGAGAUCUUCAUCGAUCAGGAAGGGCGCAAGGCGACGUAUCUCUCCAGAGACAAGAAAGGCGAAAAAGUCCCCAUUUUCUCCGACGGCGAAGAUGUGACAGGAUGCGCAGUUCUCAGCUUGAAGCCUGGCAAAAAACUGGACCACAACGGAAUCAAAGUCGAGCUCAUCGGUCAAAUCGACAUGCUGUACGACCGCAGCAGCUCCUACGACUUCUUUUCCAUUUCGAAGGAUCUCGAGCCGCCCGGCGUGCUGGUGGAGAGCAAGAAGUAUAAAUACCGCUUCAACGCCGUGGACAAGCCCAACGAAACGUACUCGGGCAUCCACGUCCGCCUCCGCUACUUUGUUCGUCUCACCAUCAUGCGGAACUACGGCAGUAGCAUCGUGAAGGAGCAAGACUUUGUGGUUCAGAACGUGGGCAUUCCCCCCGAAGUGAACAACACUAUCAAGAUGGAGGUCGGCAUUGAGGAUUGUCUGCACAUCGAGUUCGAGUACGACAAAUGCAGAUAUCACUUGCGCGACGUCGUGGUCGGAAAAGUCUACUUCGUGCUCGUUCGAAUAAAGAUCAAAAACAUGCAAAUCGACAUUAUCCGCACGGAAACGGCAGGCACCGGCUCCAACGCUGUGACGGACUCUGAGACGCUCACGAAGUUCGAGAUCAUGGACGGCGCGCCGAUUCGAUCCGAGUGCAUUCCUGUGCGCGUGUAUUUGAGCGGCUUCGACUUCACGCCGACUUACAAGAACGUGCAAAACAAAUUCUCCGUGCGGUACUUUCUCAACUUGGUUUUGAUCGAUGAAGAAGAUCGGCGGUAUUUCAAGAAACAGGAAAUCACCAUGUGGAGGAAGAAGAUCGGCUGA